Molecule: messenger RNA, 2322 nt
Organism: Glarea lozoyensis ATCC 20868
Lineage: Eukaryota; Fungi; Ascomycota; Leotiomycetes; Helotiales; Helotiaceae
Product: Ribonuclease H-like protein
Exons: 3
Coding region: 1-2322 (773 amino acids)
Cellular component (GO): nucleus
Molecular function (GO): nucleic acid binding; exonuclease activity
Source: RefSeq, a predicted model, not a curated record
AUGUCUUCGGUCCCCGAUUCAAGUCCAUAUGCAUUCGAUGCGCUUCUCGAAACCGUCUCCAGCAGUCGUCGAGAUCGAAAACGCAGUUUACCACAGUCAAGUGACGAUGAGGAAUCUGGCAAGAAGCGUAGCAAACUUUCACCUUCCACUGAUGAACAUCAUGGUAUGAAAAAGACGCCAUCACUUCGCCAGCUAGACUUGCCAGAGUUUAAUCUGACAUCUGCAAGCCGUCCGAGUCCAGAUUCCAUUUCGCGACGGAGUCGAGAACCUACAGAAGAUGAAAAUCCCAAUGAGUGGCAUACGAUCGAGAAUGGACGUACCAAGAAACAGAGCAAGAAAAUACCGAAGAAGGAUUCUUCCAACUACCCCAGGCUAGAAUUUUCGAAAAGUUCGCGACUGCAAUCUCAGAUCAAAAUCAGCGAUAUACAGGGCUUGGUGUUAUACAUACUUGCAGAUGGAAAUGCGCCUCAGUUCAUAUCCGUGACGCAUCGGCCAAGUAUUCGAAAGGUGGUAGUCUUGAUGAUUCCUGGACUCGAGAAUUCCAUGUUCAACCCAAAAAAGGUUGAGAAUGAAACGGAAACUCGAGACCACAGAGGUAGGCAGAGCAAUUAUACUUCUCCCGACGAAUAUUAUCCACGGUCGCUCGACGAGGAGGAGCUAUCUGAGCCAUUGAAGCCACUCGCCAAGAUGUUUCCACUUGUAUGGCCAGUGAAGACGCCAGGUGACGACAAAAUGGGCAAGAUGCAUUCGCCAUUACAUGCAAUGCUUACCGCGCCGUUACCCAAGGAUAAGGAAGACAGGAAUAGGGAUAAUUCGAGAAAAGGAGCUCGUCCUGCAAAGACACCCCCCGGAUGGAAGAAUUCUCGCACCAGGGUCACAGAGUUCGUCCAUAGCCCUGAAGAGCUCUUGGAAAAUGAAUAUGUUGUUCAUCCUGCCUCUUACUCCACUCACUCUGAAAAGCAGUCAUGGGAAGUUUACCGUAAUGCUCACAACACCUCAACCAAACAUGGAUGGAUCGACACUGAAGUCCAGCAUUGGGAUGAUGGUGACGCUCCUGAGAAAGAUAUAGAAGCUGGAAGCCUUACAGCAGGUCGAGAAUUGCUUGCUAUGGACUGUGAAAUGUGUAUGACGGGCGACAAGGAAUUUUCUCUCACUCGUAUUUCCAUCGUGGGCUGGGAUGGCUCAGUAAUCUUGGACGAAUUGGUCAAACCGGAAAAGCCAAUCGUCAAUUAUCUGACACAAUACUCCGGAAUCACAGAAAAGAUGCUUGCUAAUGUGACCACUACUUUGGAGGAUAUCCAGAAGAAGCUGUCGAAGAUUUUACACCCACGGACAAUACUUAUUGGCCACUCUUUGAAUUCAGAUCUCAACGCGCUCAAAAUCACACAUCCUUACAUUCUGGACACCGCAAUUCUCUAUCCUCAUCCCCGUGGUCCACCUCUUAAGUCUUCGCUCAAAUGGUUGGCACAGAAAUACUUGAAUCGAGCAAUCCAGAAAGGUCACGGGACUACAGGCCCAGGAGCUGGUCAUGAUUCGAUUGAAGAUGCGAGAACAUGUCUCGACCUGGUAAAGCAAAAGUGUGAAAAGGGACCUCAGUGGGGUAGUAAUGACUUGCAAGGCGAGAAUAUUUUCAAGAGGGUGGCUAGAACUGGCGUCAGAUACAAGAAUCAAGGAGGCGCUGCAAUUCCAAGCAACGUAGGCGGCAAAUCCACUGCUGCUAUCGACUGGGGCGACCCAAAGAAAGGUCCAGGCUCAUCUGCAUCUUUUCAGAUUGGAUGUAAAGGUGAUGACGAUGUAGCAGAAGGUGUCUUGCGAGCAGUCAAAGGUGACCCGGACGGAAAGGAAAUUCCCGGUGGAGGAGUAGAUUUUGUGUGGGCACGACUUCGAGAAUUGGAAGCCAUCAAAGGAUGGUGGAAUGAAAACAAGCUAGUCACUAAUGACGCAGCCAGGACUACUGUCACAACUGCGAAUACCGCUGUUGGCGAGAAACCACCUGCAACGCAAAACCAGCCUGAAAGUGAUGGAACUACCCCUCCUAAAUCUAGCAAAUCGGUCUCCGAUGCGAUCACAGACCUUGUCAAACGUAUUCAGAAGAUAUAUGAUGGGUUACCGCCAUGCACCGCCUUCAUCGUGUACAGUGGUUCCGGUGAUCCCAGAGAAAUGAGCAGACUAUCGAACAUGCACGCCCAAUUCAAACGCGAAUACCGAACUAAAAAGUGGGACGAAUUGAGUGUUAAAUGGACCGAUACAGAAGAACAAGCCAUGAAAAGAGCCGCCAAGGAGGCGAGGGAAGGUGGCGUUGGGUUUAUGGUCAUUAAGUGA